AUGCUCUCUCAGUUUGCCUCUCGAAACGCGGGCCGGGCGUCGGCGCUCAACGCCGCUCGCCGGCUGGCCAGAUUCGCGUCCGACUCCGCGCGUGUCGACGGCGCGUCCGGCGGCGGUGUGUCGUCGUUCAAAACCAACAAAAUUAUCGAGAACACGCUGGGCAACAAGCCCAACGUGGUGAUCCUCGGAUCCGGGUGGGGCGCGAUCUCGCUGCUGCAGCACAUCGACUCGCGCAGCUACAACGUGACCAUCGUGUCGCCCAGAAACUACUUUCUGUUCACGCCGCUGCUGCCCUCGACGCCCGUUGGGACCGUAGACGAGAAGUCGAUUAUCGAGCCCGUGGUGAACUUCGCGCUCAAGAAGAAGGGCAACGUGUCCUACUACGAGGCGCUGGCCACGGCCAUCAACCCGGAGAGAAACACGGUCUCCAUCAAGGCCGUGUCCACGGUGGCCCAGCUCGCGCAGCCCGACAACCACCUGGGCCUCAAUCAGCACGACGAGGCCGAAAUCAAGUACGACUACCUGGUCUCGGCCGUGGGCGCCGAGCCCAACACUUUCGGCAUUCCCGGCGUCGAGAAGCACGGCAACUUCCUGAAGGAGAUCCCACACUCGCUAGAGAUCCGCAAGCGGUUCCUGUCCAACAUCGAGAAGGCCAACCUGCUGCCUAAGGGCGACCCAGAGCGUAGACGCCUGCUGACCAUCGUGGUCGUCGGCGGUGGCCCCACCGGUGUAGAGACCGCCGGUGAGCUCCAGGACUACAUCGACCAGGACCUCAAGAGAUUCAUGCCCUCGGUCGCCGAGGAGGUCCAGAUCCAUCUGGUCGAGGCCCUGCCCGUCGUGCUGAACAUGUUCGAGCGCAAACUCACAUCCUACGCCCAAGACGUCCUGCAAAAGACCAGGAUCAAGGUCCACCUGAGAACCGCGGUUGCGAGAGUCGAGGAGGACCACCUGGUUGCGAAAACGAAGGCCGAGGACGGCGCCACCACCGAGCAGACCAUCCCCUACGGUACUCUGAUCUGGGCCACCGGUAACAAGGCUCUGAGCAUCGUCACCGAUCUCUUCAAGAAGAUCCCAGCACAGAACGACUCCAAGAGGGGCCUGGCAGUCAACCAGAACCUCUUGGUCAAGGGCUCCAACAACAUUUUCGCUGUAGGCGACAAUGCCUUCUCGGGGUUGCCCCCUACCGCUCAAGUGGCCCACCAGCAAGCCGAAUACCUUGCCAAGGUGUUGAGCAAGAUGGCCAAAUCCCCUAACUUUCACGCCGAAUUGGCCCAAAGAAAGGAGAAGGUCGACCUGUUCUUCGAGCAAAAGGGCAUCAAGCCAUUCAACUACACCCACUACGGUGCCCUAGCCUACCUGGGCGCUGAGAAGGCCAUUGCCAACAUUACCUACGGAAAGCGCUCUUUCUACACCGGUGGUGGUGUUUUGACCUUCUACGUCUGGAGAGUUACCUAUGCUAUGAUGAUAUUGUCUGCUAGAUCCAGAUUCAAGGUCAUCGCCGACUGGCUAAAGCUGGCGUUUUUCAAGAGAGACUGUUUCAAAGAAUUGUGA
Lachancea thermotolerans CBS 6340 is the source of this 1551-nucleotide messenger RNA. It is a transcript of the gene NDI1, whose product is annotated as NADH-ubiquinone reductase (H(+)-translocating) NDI1. The transcript has a single exon. The coding region runs from base 1 to 1551 and encodes 516 amino acids. Gene Ontology annotation, molecular function: NADH dehydrogenase activity. Lineage: Eukaryota; Fungi; Ascomycota; Saccharomycetes; Saccharomycetales; Saccharomycetaceae. The record is from RefSeq and is a predicted model, not a curated record.